Tilletiaria anomala UBC 951 is the source of this 517-nucleotide messenger RNA. RefSeq names its product S-adenosylmethionine synthetase. Lineage: Eukaryota; Fungi; Basidiomycota; Exobasidiomycetes; Georgefischeriales; Tilletiariaceae. The transcript is spliced from 2 exons. Gene Ontology annotation, molecular function: ATP binding; methionine adenosyltransferase activity. Gene Ontology annotation, biological process: S-adenosylmethionine biosynthetic process. The record is from RefSeq and is a predicted model, not a curated record. Gene Ontology annotation, cellular component: cytosol. The annotation marks the transcript as partial.
UCUAGAUAUCUCCACCUCGAGAUUCUUGCUUGCUACGCUUCUUCUCGACGCUCCAUUCUUCCCAGCGGACAGCUUGGCCCACCUUCCUAUCAUUCUUCCAUCCCCUUGAACGCUGCAUCCGGCUACAGUUUGCUCGCUCAGUCGAAUUAAAAUGGUUGCUGCUAACGGUGUAGUCAGCGCGCUGCCGGAGGGACACUUCCUCUUCACCUCCGAGUCGGUUGGUGAGGGGCACCCUGACAAGAUCUGUGACCAAGUUUCCGAUGCCAUCCUCGAUGCCUGCUUGGCACAAGACCCAAACUCUAAAGUCGCUUGCGAGACGGCGACCAAGACCGGUAUGAUCAUGGUCUUUGGUGAGAUCACCACCAAGGCUCAGCUUGACUACCAGAAGGUCAUCCGCGAGGCCAUCAAAGAGAUUGGCUACGACAGUUCCGAAAAGGGCUUUGACUACAAGACCUGCAACGUCCUCGUCGCCAUUGAGCAGCAGUCGCCAGACAUUGCCCAAGGUCUCGACCACGGC